Molecule: messenger RNA, 4876 nt
Organism: Carassius auratus (goldfish)
Lineage: Eukaryota; Metazoa; Chordata; Actinopteri; Cypriniformes; Cyprinidae
Product: NACHT, LRR and PYD domains-containing protein 3-like
Exons: 24
Coding region: 220-4449 (1409 amino acids)
Cellular component (GO): cytoplasm
Source: RefSeq, a predicted model, not a curated record
UUUCAUUUUCAGUAUAGACUACAGUUCGUGACAGAAGCCCAGAAUGAUGAUGUCAAGGCGGGUCACACUUGAAAUGAAAAGUAAAAGUAUUUUCCUCCUGGGCAUCAUCAUUUCAGGACAAAUGGUCAGGGACUACACAGCGAAGCUACAUGUAAAUGUGCUAAGGUUGAGCUCGUCAUUUCAGAUUACAGGAGUGCUCAGAUAUACUGAAGACAGCAGAUGGAUGUCUCUAAUAAUGAAGACAAAAAAGGAACUGUGGAGCCUCAUGAUGCUGUUUCUAAAAUCAGUAUCUGUGCCCAGAAUGGAAGCAUUAUUUCAGCACCUGUGAUACAGAACUCAACAGUCACUGGAGAUAUUAACAUUGCUCUUAAUUACUUCCCAGGACCUGAAUCUGAAGUCACAGAUACAAGCACAUUGAUCACCGAAUACAAGAAGUCUGUGCUGUCCAACUAUGUCUACAUUACAGAAUACACCUCCCGUGCCGGUGAACAGGUGCUGCUAAAUGACCGCUACACUGAACCGCUGAUUAUUCAGAAACACAGAGAAAAGAAAGAGCGAGAGAAUGAGACGCGCUACAGAGGGGAAAGAUUCUUCAGCACCAGAGAAACAAAUCAAAGAAACCAAAACAUCAGGCUUGAUCAGCUUUUCGGCCCAGAGAAUGGCUCCAAAAUGGUGACUGGAAAAGCUGUCAUUCUCCAAGGUGAUUCUGGAAGUGGGAAAUCAAUCACUGCGCAAAAGAUCAUUCUGGAUUGGGCCUCUGGAGAGCUCUACGCUGGACUCUUUGAUGUAGUGUUUCAUCUGAGAUGCAAAGUGCUCAACGGGCUCUCUGGUGAGGUGAGCCUGCUGGAUCUCCUGAACUGUAGUUUAGCUCCAGAAGAGAUUGGUCAGAUCUUAAAAGACAUACCACAGAGGAUCUUGUUCAUCAUUGAUGGUUUUGAUGAACUUGUGCUUCCAGGAACCGAAGAGUUACUACCUCCAAAACCAGACAUCAAAUCCCAUUCACAGGCCAUUGUUUGCUCUCUUCUGAAAGGACGUAUGAUGAGAGAGUCCUUCUUGCUAGUUACUACGAGAUCCACCUCUGUAGACAAACUGGAGAUUGUUCUGAAAAAGCCACAGUGCUUUGUGGAGAUCAUGGGAUUUUCGGAAAAAGGAGUGAGUGAAUACUUCCGAAAGUUCUUUGAGGAUGAAGAGUUUUCAAGUCAAGUGUAUGAGCAGAUGAAGAUACAUGAGAUGCUCUACACCGCUUGCUUCGUCCCUGUCAUCUGCUGGAUCGUCUGCACAAUAUUCAAGAGAAAAGGGAAGAAUGGUGUUGCAACUAGCGUGUUGACGACAACCACAUCCAUAUUUGUUGAUAUUGUGCUCACACUCUUGAAACAUCACAGCAGUUUGAAUCCGCAUGACGAGCUCAACCUCCUCAAGAACCUGGGUCAGCUUGCAGAGAGUGGAACGCCAAAACGCCAAGUCCUUUUUUCCAGAAACAAUCUUCCAAAGGCAAUCUCAGAUUUACCAAACAUUCCCUUCCUGUGCAAAUUUCACCAGCAAGAGAGAAUUUAUAUAAAGGAGAUGUUUAGGUUCUUGGACCUCCACUUUCAGGAGUUCUUCACCGCUCUCUUCUACAUGUUAACAGACAAGGCAGAGGUGAAAAUAAAAGUCAGGGAGCUACUGGAAUCAGUAGGCUAUGGGAGGCACAAUAUGCAACUCUUACCUGUAAUAAGGUUCCUUUUUGGUCUCUCGAACAAGAAAGUGAGCCGUUUAAUCCCAGGGGAACAUACAAAGUCAACAUCUACCAUUAUUCGCGCAGAGCUGGAGAUAUGGAUCAGCAAAGUUAUAGAGAAGAACAUCAUGGAUUCAUUUUACAUGAGUGAUUUCAUUCUUCAUUGUCUGUAUGAGCUGAAUGAUAGGAACAUACUGAAGAAAGUCAUGAAGCUGUGGGAACGCUCAGGCAUUAACAUCCACUGGUCUUUGAAGGAGGUCGACUCUCAUGUCGUGAUGUACUCUCUCCAGUAUUCUUCACGCAUUAUGACUAUGGAAGUCAAAAGCAAUGCGAAAGAUCUAAAGAUGCUUCACCCUGUGCUUUGUAGGUGUACAAAUUUAUGUUUGGAUUUUGAUUCAAUAUCUGACGGUGAUGUUGACCUCCUGACAUCAGCCUUGGGGAGAAGAAAGAACGUGGGCUAUUUGACUAUGGAGGAUGGAGCCCUGUCAGAUGAAAGUGUGCAGAAGAUCCUGGAAACCCUCAGUGGACAAACAUCAGUGGGUAACAUUCGGCUGGUGAUGAGGAACAUCAGCAACGCCAGUGUCGAUUUAACCAUGAACUUUCUUGUUAAACAGUUGACGGAAAGAAAGUUCAGUUUAUGUAUUGCCAGUCAAGCAGAAAACAUGGACAAGAGUCUUUGCUCAGAGUUCACUAUUGAAAGAAAAAACGAUUCCUUCUGGUUUACUGUUGGGCACUAUAACGGGCAUCAGGGUGAAAUCUCAGGAGAACCUGGUCUUUGUUAUUAUCAGGGUUUUUCAAAAAUAUCCUUUGGUCUUUGUCCUUUCUGUGCAAUACCCAUGACUGACUUACUCAAGACAUCUCAAAACCUCAGAAGCUUCUCAGACAUGAAAAACACUGAGUUUGAUGCGAAUGUGGAUGCACUGCUGUCUUUCCUAAGUCAUGUUCCUGGUUUAACUGAGGUGGACAUACAAGCUGAGUACCUCACAGAUAUUUGGACUUCUAAGAUUCUGUCCUACCUUCAAGUCAAUCCAAAGAUUCCUCACAUAAAGUUUCAUUUGAGCAAUCUCAUGAUUAGUGAUGAGGAAAGGGUUUGUUCAACAUUUUCGGUCUCUAGAAAGCCAUUUGAAGAGUUCGAGAUGCAUGACAGUGAAGAGAAAAAUCCAUCAUUGAUUCUUGCAAUGGACAGAUCUGGUAGCAAUGGAGAGUCGGUACAUCCACAUCGACUGAACAAACCGGCACUGGUGAAGCUCAUUCUCAGUUUCCCUCCUCUUAAAGGAUCUAGUGCCAGUUAUGAGGUUCUUUUCAAAAGGCUUUACCAACUCAUUCAGUUGACAGAACAAUGCCCAGAGCUGGAUGAGCAUAUGGAUUCUCUGCUGCUAUUCCUUCACUCUGUUCCCGGUCUGAAGGAAGUAAAAGUUUGGCUAAACAACCUGAUUGAGAGCUGGGCGGCUGGUCUGUUCGCCCUCUUCCUGUCUUGUUCUAGCUUACUUCACUUGCAAUUGAAAACCAGUAUGUCUCUUGUUAGUGAUGUGGAGAGUCUGGAUAUAAUGAGAGAUGAUGGAGUGAGGGCUCAGUCUGCAGGAGAGAUAUCAGAUGACAGUGAUGAAGAUGGCGUGUCCCCUCCUCUCAAUGACUGCAGCGAUGAAAUCAACCAGAGUGAUUCUUAUGAACUGGACAGCGUGGAGCGUGUUGUCUGCUCAGAUAUCAGGAUGUGGAGGAGAUUAUCAGGGCAAUGCAGGGUUUCUUUGAAGUGCACCAGCUCCAGUCCCAGGACAAAGUCGCUGUUCUCAGAGAUAGAGCUCAUCCUGUCUGAAAACUCAGAAAAAACUAGCAGUGACUGGAAAAACUUUCUAAAAGCAUAUAUCCAAUGCAAAGGGAUCUCUAUAAUAAGUCCUACAUUUGAGGAGAGUGUGGAUGCUCUGCUGUUGUCCCUGCACUCGAUGUCUGCUGUGAACGAGGUGCGACUGACCACCGACAGACUGACCGAGAACUUGGCUGUGAAGAUCUUCUCCAUGUGUCACACAGCUCCCAGUCUCCAUAACAUCUGUUUGCAGGUUGAGUACAGUAAUACACACAGUGAGCUCAAUGUGUGUUCCUCUCUCAACAUCACCAGAAACACAGACUCCACCUUGACAGUUGACAUUCAGUUGGCCAGUGAUAGCAUGACUGAAACAUCUCCAUCAUUCAUUUCAUUCAUAUCGCCGUGUUCAGAGAUUUCUAAACUGGAUGGACAGGAACUCUUUGAAACUCUUGGCAUCCUUAAAGGUUUAGAAGAUGGAUGUGAAGAGCAUGAAGAGCUUGUGGGUGUUUUGAUGUCCACCUUGCUCUCCGUUUCUGGUCUGCAGAAGGUCAGACUCAAGAUCAGCAGUCUAACGGAGAACUGGAUGAAGAAGUGUCUGUUCUUAACUGAAGUCUGUCCCAGUCUUCAGGAGAUCAGAUUUGACUGCAUAGAAAGUGGUGGCUUGUUGUUGGAGGAGGUAGAGAGGAUUCUGCAGAGCUCUCAGAUGGAUACAGAUUGCAGGAUAAUUAUCACAGGGAUGAAGCGCAGUAAAGCCAUGAAUGGGUGCACUGCAGUCAUGAUGGACACAUCCAGAUCAUCAUCAGCCUGUGAUCAGAAAGUGAAAGUCAGCUUUUUCAGGGACUCUCUCACAAGACGGUUCACAAUAGACAACAUUGAGACAGAAGACACUAAUGAUGACGACCCUGAGGAUGAAGACAUUAUCUUUUAUUAUUGAUGAAUGGCAGAAAAUGAAUCCAAUAUUAAGAUUGUUUAGUAAAAAUACAUAGUUCCAUAUAUUUCUAUUCAUCUUAAUAUUUUGAGUGACAGUUUUAUUGUCACAAAAAUCUUUAGCUUUACUAAAUGUUAUAAGAUGAAAUUAACGAGGGAUGUCAUGAUAUAAAUGCUGAAUACAGUGUGAUCACAGGAGCAGCUACAUGUGCCCUUGACUCUUUAAUGGUUCCUUUGACAACUUGUUGAUUUUGAAACAAUAAGAUUUGUUAAAGUAAUGAGAUUUAUUAGCCUACUUUUUAGGCUAUAAAAUAAGAAAUUAAAUUGAAAGGCAUAUUUAGCUGUAAAUUAAACAAAUAUUACACCAAGAAUAACAUAUUUGAAAGGUUAACCUAAGUGCUAUCAAUUAAUUAAAAAAUAACUAAUCAAUCACA